AUGGCUCAGGGAGGCUUUGAAGUUGAUUUUGUUUCGAACGUUAUCAGGUCAAACCAGGUCUUCCGCUGUUCAUUAUGGUCUGGAUGGCUGGUUUUAUGUCUCCGGGGGAUAUGGCCCGGCAGACGCGAAACAAGCGUCAGCCGCACCAGUCCACGGGGACCUCUAAACCCAGCUGUUGGUUAUACGAGGCACGCUGGGUUAGGCCUUUCCGCAAUGAAGGCUGCUGCCAAGAAAGCCGCAAAGAAGGCUGUUGCAAGAGAAAGAAAGCGCAAAGAAGGCUGUUCAAAGAAGGCUGUUGGCAAGAAAGCCGCAAAGAACAAGAAGGCAAAGAAGGCUGUUGGCAAGAAAGCCGCAAAGAAGGCUGUUGCAAGAAAGCCGCAAAGAAGGCCAAGAAAGGAAGGCUGUUGGCAAGAAAGCCGCAAAGAAAUGUUGCCAAGAAAGCCGCAAAGAAGGCUGUUGGCAAAAGCCCCAAAGAAGGCUUUUGCAGAAAGCCGCAAAAGAAGGCUGUUGGCCAGAAAGCCGCAAAGAAGCUGUUGGCCAGAAAGCGCAAAGAAGCCUGUUGGCAAGAAAGCCGCAAAGAAGCCUGCUGCCAAGCGCAAGAAGCCUGUUGGCCAGAAAGCCGCAAAGAAGGCUGUUCCAGAAAGCCGCAAGAAGCUGCUGCAAGAAAAGCCGCAAAGAAGGCUGUUGGCCAGAAAGCCGCAAAGAAGCCUGCUGCCAAGAAAGCCGCAAAGAAGCCUGCAGAAAGCGCAAAGAAGCCUGCCCCAAGAAAGAAAAAGGCCAAAAAGCCACAAAGCCUGCUGCCAAGAAAGCCCAAAGAAGGCUGUUGGCAAGAAAGCCGCAAAGAAGGCUGUUGCCAGAAAAGCCGCAAAGAAGCCUGCUGCCAAGAAAGCCGCAAAAAAGCCUGCUGCCAAGAAAGCCGCAAAGAAGCCUGUUGGUGCAAAGAAAAGAAAGCCAAAGAAGCCUGCUGCCAAGAAAGCCCAAAGAAGCCUGCUGCCAGAAAGCCGCAAAGAAGCCUGCUGCCAAGAAAGCACAAAGAAGCCUGUUGCCGAAAGAACAAGAAAGCCGCAAAAAAGCCUGCUGCCAAGAAAGCCGCAAAGAAGCCUGUUGGCAAGAAAGCCGCUAAGCCUGUUGAAGAAAGCCGCAAAGAAGCCUGCUGCCAAGAAAGCCGCAAAGAAGCCUGCUGCCAAGAAAGCCGCAAAGAGAGCCUCUGCCAGAAAAGCCGCAAAAAGAAGCCUGCUGCCAAGAAAGCCGCAAAGAAGCCUGCUGCCAAGAAAGCCGCAAAGAAGCCUGUGCUGUUGCCAAGCGCAAAAAGAAGCAAGAAAAAGAAGCCUGCUGCCAAGAAAAGCAAGAAGCCUGCUGCCAAGAGAAAGCAAAGAAGCCUGCUGCAAGAAAGCCGCCAAAGAGCCUGCUGCCAAGAAAGCCGCAAAAAAGCCUGCUGCCAAGAAAGCCGCCAAGAAGCCUGUUAGCUGCUGCCAAGAAAGCCGCAAAGAAGCCUGCUGCAAGAAAGCGCCAACGAAGCCUGCUGCCAAAAAGCCCGCAAAGAAGCCUGCUGCCAAGAAAGCCGCAAAGAAGCCUGUUGGCAAGAAAGCCGCAAGAAACAGAAGCGAGAAAGCUGCCAAGAAAGCCUCAAAGAAGGCUGUUGGCCAGAAAGCCUCAAAGAAGCCUGCUGCCAAGAAAGCCGCAAAAAAAGCCUGCUGCCUGUUGCCAAGAAAGCCCGCAAAGAAGCCUGUUGCAAGAAGCCGCAAAGAAGUCCUACUGCCAAGAAAGCCGAAAAGAAGCCUGCUGCCAAGAAAGCAGCAAAGAAGCCGUGUUUGCCAAGAAAGCCGCAAAAAAAGCCUUGCCUGCCAAGAAAGAAUGCAAAGAAGCCUGCUGCCAAGAAAGCUGCAAAGAAGCCUGCUGCCAAGAAAGAAAUCCAAGAAGCCUGCUGCAGAAAGCCGCAAAGAAGCCUGCUGCCAAGAAAGCCGCAAAGGAGCCUGCUGCCAAGAAAGCCGCAAAAGCCUGCUGCCAAAGGGAAAGCCGCAAAGAAGCCUAGCUGCAAGAAAGACCGCAAAGAAGCCUAGCUGCCAAGAAAAAGCCGCAAAGAAGCAUGCAUGCCAAGAAAAGCCGCAACGAAGGCCUGCUGCCAAGAAAGCCCGCAAAGAAGCAUGA
Messenger RNA from Penaeus vannamei (Pacific white shrimp), 2148 nucleotides. The record is from RefSeq and is a predicted model, not a curated record. NCBI's taxonomy places the organism in Eukaryota, Metazoa, Arthropoda, Malacostraca, Decapoda, Penaeidae.